CUGUCGACUUUUUCCUACUCGCGGAAAUUGCAGCUCACUAGGCCCUCACACCCAGCACACCACCACAUCCACCACAACAACAAUGACAGCCCCAGCCACCUUACCGCCCGCAGGCCCCACCCCCGCGUCCGCCGUCCAAGCCGUCCUAGUCCCCUCAGCCCCCAUGCCCACCGACUCAACAGAAGUCAAAGGCUACGACUUCAACAACGGUGUCGACUACAGCGCCCUGCUCGCCUCUUAUUUCCGGACAGGGUACCAGGCGACGAGUGUUGGGCAGGCUGUUGAGGAGAUUAAUCGGAUGAUAAAAUGGAGGUUAUCGGACGAACCAAUAGCAGACGACGAGACGGAGGAGUACAGGGAUCCGGAAGCGAGGCGGAAGAUCAAGUGCAAGAUUUUCUUGGGAUAUACAUCCAAUCUUAUAUCGUCAGGACUAAGGGAGGUCAUUCGAUACCUCGUUGAGCAUUCCAUGGUAGACUGCAUAGUAGCCUCAGCAGGCGGCAUCGAAGAAGACCUCAUCAAAUGCCUCGGCCCCACCUACAUCGGCUCCUUCUCCCUCCCCGGCGCAAAUCUCCGCAAACAAGGGCUCAACCGCAUCGGCAACCUCCUCGUCCCAAACGACAACUACUGCAAAUUCGAGGACUGGGUGAUGCCGAUCCUGGACGCGAUGCUGGAGGAGCAGAAACGCGAUGGCGUGGUGUGGACGCCGUCGAAGGUUGUGAGGAGGUUGGGGAGGGAGAUUGGGGAUACGGAAAGUGUUUAUUAUUGGGCUUGGAAGAACAACAUCCCAGUCUACUGCCCAGCCCUAACCGACGGCUCCCUCGGCGACAUGAUCUACUUCCACUCCUACAAAAACCCGGGCCUCAUAAUCGAUAUCGCGGGCGAUAUCCGCGCGGUCAACAACGAGGCUGUGUUUGCGAAAAAGACCGGGAUGAUUAUCUUGGGGGGUGGAGUGGUCAAGCAUCAUAUUUGUAAUGCGAAUCUGAUGCGCAACGGAGCAGAUUACGCAGUAUACAUCAACACCGGCCAAGAAUUCGAUGGCAGCGACGCCGGCGCCCGGCCAGACGAGGCCGUCUCGUGGGGCAAGAUCCGCAUGGACGCCAAACCGGUGAAAGUGUAUGCGGACGCGACCGUUGUGUUUCCGUUGAUUGUGGCGGAGACUUUUGCUAAACACGGUGUGAAGAGGGUGGCGGAUGGCGCGACGGAUUAGGUGCAGGCGGAACUCGUAGCGUAACUGCUUUGUCUUUCAGACAUAAUUUAUUUCACUAGCAUAGGCUAUCUUAUGUCUCUCUCCCUGUUUUCGUCGUAGCAGAUAGCAGGGAGAGCAAACUACUUAGUCAAUCCAUUUUGGGGGUGUUUUCCACAUACAUAUCAACAUAGACAGGGGUAUCGACAAAUCGCAAAUAUAUACAAUGUUGCCUGACCGAUCUCCUUGAACAUCAUGGCGGUGUGGCCUAAGCACACGUCAGUCUCCCUUCGAAUGCACCUCAGCACGCGUAUCUGCGAGAUUGGGGUGUGUAUGUUAGAUGCAAGUUCAUCAGUGACAACGUCUGUGACUGUUUACCGUUUGGUCCAUUCCCGCGCAAU
Fimicolochytrium jonesii is the source of this 1584-nucleotide messenger RNA. Its product is annotated as DHS-like NAD/FAD-binding domain-containing protein. The transcript has 5 exons. Gene Ontology annotation, molecular function: deoxyhypusine synthase activity. Gene Ontology annotation, biological process: peptidyl-hypusine biosynthetic process. NCBI's taxonomy places the organism in Eukaryota, Fungi, Chytridiomycota, Chytridiomycetes, Spizellomycetales, Powellomycetaceae. Gene Ontology annotation, cellular component: cytoplasm. The coding region runs from base 83 to 1207 and encodes 374 amino acids. The record is from RefSeq and is a predicted model, not a curated record.